AUGCUGCUGAUUUUUCAUUCACGAAUUAUUGGAUUAGCAGAAUAUAUUGAAAUCGCUCUGUGUCUAGCGUGGCACGAAGGGAAACAUAAGAAUGCGUUUCGGUUAACAAAACAACUAGAUCAUCGAAGGAUGUCCUCGUCGCACACUAUUGCUUUACAGCGUGCGACAAGGACAGACACACACGCGCGGUAAACAAGGAGGGCAGCAGUGUUAGACAAGGACAACAACAGAUUUUAGUUCUACCUUUCUACCGCUACGUGGCGCUAGCAUUUUAG
This is a messenger RNA of Heterotrigona itama, 275 nucleotides long. The record is from the annotation of a GenBank genome assembly. Lineage: Eukaryota; Metazoa; Arthropoda; Insecta; Hymenoptera; Apidae.